This is a messenger RNA of Eleginops maclovinus (Patagonian blennie), 4681 nucleotides long. RefSeq lists its product as uncharacterized. Gene Ontology annotation, molecular function: metal ion binding; protein binding; RNA binding. The transcript is spliced from 18 exons. The record is from RefSeq and is a predicted model, not a curated record. The coding region runs from base 141 to 2162 and encodes 673 amino acids. NCBI's taxonomy places the organism in Eukaryota, Metazoa, Chordata, Actinopteri, Perciformes, Eleginopidae.
GGUAGCAGCCUCUAAGGUAAAAGGCAGGGAAUGAAAGUCUCCAUAUCAAACGCGGAAAGGAAACUGUACAUUUUAUAUUCAACAAGGAAUAGCAUCUAACACAGUCGCGGGAACAUACCUAAAAGACACACUCUUUCAUCAUGCCAAAAAAGAAAGACAUUGUUAAAGGUGGUACUACUCCUGUAGCUCGAAUCCGAGAAAACUCAAGACUGAUGCAAACACAUGAAUCUAUGGUAGAUUUCAUCAAUGGACGCCAUUCCGGAACCUCUAUUUUUGAUGUCUUCGCCUCUGGCUUAUUAGGUUUCGAUUUUUUAAGGACGUUUGAGGGAGAGCUGGACGAUGACAUCAUAUAUAGUGACGAUGAUGAAGAUGAUGAUCAUUUUUAUACACCCACCAGUGCUCACAGGUCUUUAGAACCACAUCCACGAAUUAAGCAACUCACUGAAGAGGAGGCAGAUAGACACGCAAGGGAAUUGAUAGAAGAAGAGGAAAGGCGUAAGGACAAAACCGAGAAGAACAAGCGUAAGAAAUUGCGUAAAAAACAAAAGAAACGGUUAGAAAAGGAAAGUGCAGUUAAAGACAAUUUACCUGAGGAAGAACAAGAGGGGUCUGACUCCUCAGAAAAUCCGAAAGACAAUCCUGUUUUUGAAAAUAAUGCAGAAGCAAGUGUAUCUCCUGAACCUGAUGCAACACACAAUGGAUCUGUGGCGGCUGGAUAUGAAGAGAACAGUUGUAAUAAUCAAGAGGACAAUCUUUCGGAGAUGAUUACAAAAGAAGAUGAGGAGCAAAUGGAUUUGCAGGAUUUGAAUAUAAAUAAUUCCCACGCUUCUACGUCAAAAUCGGUGCCCGAGGUAUUGUGUAAUGAGAGGACGGCCAGAGAGAGAAAAAACACAAACACUAAAUUACCACAAGUCCAGCCGUCCAAGGAGGAAAAACCCAAAAUUGUGGAGCAACCUGAAGUUCAUGAAAAGAAGGAGGAGAAAUAUGAACCCCAUAAAGAGAAACCAAUGGAUCCUUAUGCAGAAGAGUUAGCAAAAAGCAGCAGAGAGCUUGCUGGUAUGGGAAAUCGUUUGGCUGCCUCCGGUCAGUACGACAUGGCCGUGAAAUGCUUUACAGACGCCAUUAAAUACAACCCAAAGGAAUUUAAGUUAUUUGGAAAUCGGUCCCUGUGUUAUGAGAGAAUGCAGCAGUAUGAAAAGGCUCUCCAGGAUGCUGAACUAGCUCUCUCGAUGGAGCCAAACUGGAUAAAAGGUUUAUUUAGGAAAGGGAAAGCUCUCUGUGGGCUCAAGAGAUACUACGAGGCCUCACUGAUCUAUAAGGAGGUGUUGAAUCUGGAAAGUUCGAGCGCUGAAGCGACGCAGGAGCUGAAACGAGCACAGACACUGCACCUGAUGGAGAUGGGAUUCAGCUGGGCUCAUAGCUCCGAGGCCCUGAAGACACACGCCACGUUAGAGGAAGCUGUUGAAGCUCUGUUCGGGGGGGAAGACGGUAAACACUGUCCUGGAGGUAAACGUCAGGAAAUGUUUCUCACAGCUGGAGAACAACUGUCACUACAUUGUUCUGAUCUCGGGGCCAGUCGGGAGGACUUAGAGCCUCCUGUGCUGCAGGAGGAAGACGACGAUGAGGGCGAGUGGACCGUCCUCCAUUCAACCCGCCCCAGAAUGCAACAGGUCAAGGAGUCGGAUGCUUUUGGCAACAGCAGAUCAAAAUCUCAGUCCCCUACGCCUCAUUCAAGGAAUGCUGUGAAAUCAGAUCUAAUGUCCGUCUGGGUGGGAUCCUUAGCUCCGGCUGUCACCUACUCCACCCUGCACGAGCUCUUCAGCAGAGCGGGGACGGUGUACAGCAUCAAGAUGCUUCUGGAGCAGCAGUGUGCCUUUGUGAACUACGCCAAAAAGGAAGACUGUGACCGAGCGAUCGACUGCAUCAAUGGCCUGGUGGUAGAGGGCGCUCCACUCUCAGUGAGAUAUCCCAAUAGAUUGACUGGACUCGGUGUUCCCAGAUCAGCUGACCCCUACGCACGUCCUGGCCCGUACAAGAAGGAGUGUUUUUUCUGGAGGACCUCGGGCUGCACGAGGCAGGACUGCACCUUCAGACAUCUCCCCGAGAACAAGAACAUCGACAAGGACAAAUUCACCAGCAGACUGGGUAACUUUAACAUGUAGGACAUCCCAACAUGACAAGCAUGCAUUGAUUCCUUUGACCUUGGACACAAUGGUGGUGCCGAACUUGGGUAGACUUUAGUCGCCUCUGGAUCCUCUUGGUUUAGGCCCACCAUUGUUGUACAAACACAAAGGACACCAAGCUAAAAUAUACUACUGCAUCAUAGUAAUAACUAAAUGUACAUCUAGCUUUGGGCAUUCCUUUGCAAUAGGAUUUUUCUUCAGGGAUUAUUUGUGAUGAAUCUGUUUACACAUUGUGUUAGGAGACUUUUUAAAUUGCUGCUUUGCUUCGUUUUAAAAUGAACAGAUUGCCCUGUUGUUUCUCCAGUGGCCACUAGGUGGCACUGUUACCUUUUAUCCCUCAGCUUUGAGGCUACUACCUGUUCUGCUGUAGUGUUACAGGCUUUGGGUGAAGAGUAGUUAAGCUGUCAGCACAUUUAAUGCGCCAUGUUUGAGUUUUAAGCUGCUCUGUGUGUUUAUUUAAUGUGUUUGCUGGUUAUUAUGUCAUUAAUGUUUAUGUUUUUUUAUGCCAUGUCUGUUGGAAAAGUAUGGUGAUGUUUGGAUACAAACACACUUGGGUGCCUUUUUAGUAGCACUUUGGCUGCAGUCUUUAAUUGGAAAAGCAGAAGGAAUUAAAGCCUCAACCUUAUCAAAAUGUCUUGUCAUACAAUAACAUUACUUAAUACCAAGAAUAAUAUAGUCCUUAUGUAAACUGCAUAUGGAUCAUUUCUGAGGAUUAUUCCGGCCUCGGCAUGUAACUCAUAGUGGGAUAUCACUGAGUUGAGAGGAAGUUUUUCUCCGUCCCUCCACUAAAACAUCAGAUUAAUCCCUUCAGCAGCUGUGGAUCCUCUUGCAGUGUCCUUGACAGAGAAGCUUGUCUCAAGUCAGCCUGAGUAAAGUGCCAGUUAAACGCUUUGAAAAGUAACUAUUGUCCCUGAUAUUUUAUCUGCUGCGAGGUUAUCCUAAGCCUAAAAUGCCUCCCCUGACUGUGUGUCCUCUCCGAUAAUGUGGGAGGGAUUUGUGUGGAUCUCUCUCCCGUAAUGCCCGGCAGGUUUUUGUUAUUUGCCUCGAACAGUUCAAGGUCAUUUUUGUGACUAUGCAAUGUUUGGGGUGUGAGUUACAAAGUGCCCCCAAAGAGCUGAACCUAAAAAAAACGGUUGUAGAAAAAGAAGUUGAGAAGUGCUCAGAGCUGACCUUAGUGCUGUACUCCUGGGCAUUAAUUGGCUGAUGGUGGCAUACCUCACAAAGCCUCUCUGAUCUGUGUGAGAUUGAAAGCAUGAAAGGCCUGUAAUACUAAUAACAUGAACUCUGGUUGAACCCAUAGAAAAGCCCUGGGACAUAAAAAUGGGUCUAUAUUUAAUGUUAUUGGUCCGCUUAGCUUUGCCCUUACUAGAAAACCUGUUUUAAUGCAGAUCAAACUGAUAAGAGGUUAGCGUUCAUCAACAUCCCACAACUCCCGAGGCCCUGCACAACGCUGAUCCCUUACUUAACUAAAGCAAACAUCGGGAAGAUUAAGUGCAUCUUGUUAAAAGGCUGCCUGGUUUGUAGAGCUUUCAACAGAUUCCUCCCCCCCCCCCCCCCCCCACCAGCAGCAGGAAACAGAACCAGCAGACAUGACAUGUUGCUCUCCCACUCCUCCUUGCUUUCUGAUAUAUGGCUCUGCAGCAAAAAGAAAUCCUCCUCUCCCUCUGCAGAGAGGUUUUGAGUUGGAGUGCAUUGCUUAUAGCGCAAGGAUUCAUAAUCCCAUUUUUAUUCUAAUAUCUCCACUAGUAAAUACACUAUUAAUGUGACAUGAGGGAGAAGCUGACUCACGCUGUAUAGCAAGCGUCUGAUUUGUCUCUCAGGAAGCCAAAGUAAAUGCCCCGCUGCAGCUCACUUUAUAACCCUCCCUGCAUGCUGUUCGCUUGUACUCUUUUUGGAGGAAUGGCACUUCAAACAAACCAGUGUGUAUUUUAGAGCGACCGAGUUCCACUCCUUAUUUGUGGUUUAUUUACAACAAACUCUUACAGGAACAUUUACUCAGCCUGAAAACAUAUUUACUCAUUCAGCUCGUUUCGAGAGAUGUGGUACCAACAGGUUUUGGUUUAUUUAGAGACAUCCCUGCCUGAUGUUUUGUCUGUGCUCUGGUUUAAUGUGUGCAAUAAUCAAGAUUCAGCAAUAUUUCAACAAAAGUCUGAUUUAAAGAUAUAACCCUAAAGCUGUUAACAAAUGUGUUCACAAUAAGAUGUUCUGUUUUCAUUGUUCAAAUCUAAAGGAAAUGUUAUUUUUCUCUGAACUUUAACUUAAGUGUUUCUAUUUGAUUAUUUAUUAAAGAGUAAGUACAGAGAAAUGUCAAGACCUACUUGUUGAGUAAAGGUAAACUAGGAGUGCCAAAACCCCAAAAAUGUUGGGGUCAUAAAGUCCUUAUACAUAACGCAGAGAUGUGUUGCAUUUUCCUAAGUUAUAAAUCAUUUACAAACUAAAGAUUUUGUGUUGUUUGCACUGGAAAUUCUGUCCUAAUAAAAAUAUCAAGAUGGCCAAUA